This is a messenger RNA of Bufo bufo (common toad), 2762 nucleotides long. RefSeq names its product procollagen-lysine,2-oxoglutarate 5-dioxygenase 1 (gene PLOD1). Gene Ontology annotation, biological process: peptidyl-lysine hydroxylation. The transcript has 19 exons. The record is from RefSeq and is a predicted model, not a curated record. Bases 70 to 2232 code for a protein of 720 amino acids. Lineage: Eukaryota; Metazoa; Chordata; Amphibia; Anura; Bufonidae. Gene Ontology annotation, cellular component: endoplasmic reticulum. Gene Ontology annotation, molecular function: iron ion binding; procollagen-lysine 5-dioxygenase activity; L-ascorbic acid binding.
UGCGUGGCAGGGUCCUGAGGAGGCUGGGGUCACUGGGAUUCCUGUGGAAGCUUCUGUGGAAGUUGCGACAUGUUCCUGGGGCUCCUGAUCUCCCUGCUCCUCAGCUGUGGGCCCCUGGGGGCCCAUGGCUCCAGCCCGGCGGACAACCUCCUAGUCUUAACUGUGGCCACGGAAGAGACAGACGGCUUCAGAAGAUUCCAGAGAUCAGCGCAGUGCUUCAACUACAAAGUCAAGGUGAUGGGAAGUGGAGAAGAAUGGCACGGGGAUGGACAGAAAGUCAGACUUCUGAAGACCGCUUUGGAGCAAUAUGCAGAUAAUGAAGAACUCGUCAUCCUCUUUGCUGAAAGCUAUGACACGGUGUUCGCCUCAGGUCCAGGAGAACUCCUCAAGAAGUUCAAGCAAGCUAAAAGCAAAGUGGUUUUCUUAGCAGAAACAGUGGCUUAUCCUGAGCGGCGUCUGGAGCCCAAGUAUCCAGCUGUCAUAGAGGGCAAGCGCUUUCUGGGCUCUGCAGCUUUCAUAGGCUACGCUUCACAUCUGCAUAAACUGGUAGCAGACUGGGAUGGAGCUGAUGAAGAUAGUGACCAACUAUUUUACACCAAGAUCUUCUUAGACCCAGUGAAAAGAGAGAAGAUUAACAUCACCUUAGAUCACAGAUGUCGAAUCUUCCAGAAUCUUCAUGGUUCGGAGGGGGAUGUUGUGUUAAAGUUUGAGAAUGGGAGGGUGAGAGCCCGGAAUAUGGUUUAUGACACUCUUCCUGUGCUAAUAAAUGGGAAUGGACCAUCCAAGCUUCUUAUGAACUACAUGGGAAAUUACAUUCCUCGUGUAUGGACCUUCGAGACUGGCUGUGUCAUCUGUGAAGAAGGCUUGAGAAGCCUGCAAGAAUUUAAGACUGACGAUUCCUUCCCAUUGGUCGUAGUUGGCAUCUUCAUCGAGCAACCAACGCCAUUUGUUUCUGAGUUUUUUAAAAGACUGACUAACUUGCAGUAUCCAAAAAAAAGAAUUCAGCUUUAUAUUGCCAACCAUGAACUUCAUCACCAGAAACAUGUGGAGAAAUUUCUGCAGGAACACAGCUCAGGAUACAACAACGUCAAAAAUGUAGGACCUGAGGAAACGUCUAACUUUGCUGAAGCUCGUAAUGCUGGAAUGGACAUCUGCCGCCAGAACCCAGAGUGUGAAUAUUACUUUUCAAUUGAUGUCCAGGUGGUUCUAAAAAAUGCCAGUGUGCUGCGGACUCUCAUUGAACAGAACAAGUCACUCAUUGUUCCCAUGGUCAGCCGCCUUCAGGAUCUGUGGUCCAACUUUUGGGGUGCUUUGAGUUCAGAUGGGUUUUAUGCUCGGUCAGAGGAUUAUAUAGACAUUGUUCAAAGACAAAGAAUUGGAAUCUGGAAUGUCCCUUACAUCACUAAUGUCUACUUGGUGAAAGGCAGUGUCCUGAGGAAACCACUGAGCCAGUAUGAUCUGUUCCACAGCGGAAGUCUGGAUCCAGACAUGGCAUUCUGUGACAAUGUGCGCAGAAAGGGAGUCUUCAUGUUUGUGACGAACAGACAAGUAUUUGGCCACAUCCUCUCCUUUGAAAAGUACAAGACGACUUAUCUUCACAAUGACCUGUGGCAGAUAUUUGAGAACAUCCAGGAUUGGAAAGAAAAAUACAUUCACCCCAAUCACACGUUGGCCCUGAAAGGCAAGCUGAUGGAAUCGCCAUGUCCAGACGUGUACUGGUUCCCAAUAUUUACUGAAACAGCAUGUAAUGAGAUUGUGGAAGAAAUGGAACACAAUGGUCAGUGGUCAAAAGGAAACAACAAGGAUGAGAGAUUGCAAGGAGGAUAUGAAAAUGUUCCAACAAUUGAUAUUCACAUGAACCAAAUCAGUUAUGAGAAGGAAUGGCAGAAAUUCCUGCUGGACUUUAUUGCGCCCAUUACAGAGAAAAUGUUUCCAGGUUAUUAUACUCAGGCUCAGUUUGAGUUGGCCUUUGUCGUACGGUACAGACCUGAUGAACAGCCAUCCCUUGUUCCGCACCACGAUGCAUCGACCUUUACUAUUAAUAUAGCUCUGAACAGCGUGGGACAGGAUUAUGAGGGAGGUGGCUGCAAUUUCAUUCGCUACAACUGUUCCAUAAGAGCCCCAAGGAAAGGAUGGGCCUUGAUGCACCCAGGACGACUGACUCAUUACCACGAGGGACUCCCAACCACCAAAGGAACCCGAUACAUUGCAGUCACCUUUGUGGAUCCUUAAGCUGUACUUGUCUUACAAGAACUUUGGAGAAGUUACAAUGUAACACUGAUAAAGUAUUAGGAGGCUGAGGCUGUAUUAGCAGGACAGAGAUUACCGGUUGGCACAAUUAACAUUAUCUUUUUGGAUAAGUACCUUUUUAUAAUCUGUGAAUUCGAAACGGUUCAGAGCGACUCGCACUGGCUUGGCAGCGAACAAAUGGCAAAUACACAAAUGAUUUGUCUCUUUCUUUGACUUAAAUCAGCCUCAGGUUCCAGAUCUCCCUUCUGUAUAUUUAAGAUAAAUUUUUGUUAUCAUUCCAUGUCUGUUGCGUUUUAUGUAAAGUUUGUGGUGCUGUGUACACCAUGUUUUUGUGGUAAAUAGGGGAUCUCACAAAAUGUCAGUCCUGUACAUUUCACUUUGGAAGGGCGCAGUAAGGAGCAGAAUGGAAGCAGCAGCCUUGUUUUAAUAAUAAAGUUUUAACUAUUUUAUAUGUCAACUUGAAUAACUAUCCCCCUCCAUCCCCAAAAGAGUAUAUAAGUGCAUUUUCAUUG